Rhipicephalus sanguineus (brown dog tick) is the source of this 408-nucleotide messenger RNA. RefSeq lists its product as uncharacterized. Gene Ontology annotation, molecular function: nucleic acid binding. The transcript has a single exon. The coding region runs from base 1 to 408 and encodes 135 amino acids. The record is from RefSeq and is a predicted model, not a curated record. Lineage: Eukaryota; Metazoa; Arthropoda; Arachnida; Ixodida; Ixodidae.
AUGGUUUCGUUGAAGGCGCAGCGGAAGUCUUCCAAGCUGCAAAAAACCUCAGGCGACUACCACGAGGAAAUGUGCGGGGACCACUACGAAAAGUGGUUCCCCCAGAAGCUGCUUCCACUACUACCACCUGGCAGUGUUAUAGUCAUGGAUAACGCACCUCAUCAUUCUGUGAAGCAGGAAAAAGUGCCGUGUAUGAGUGGCCUAAAGAAGGACAUACAGGCCUGUCUUUCCGAAAAAGGCGUUCUGUGGAGCAGCGACAUGGUGAGGGCGGAGCUCAUGAAGCCUGUCGACAACGAACAGGCAAGCGGGGACCGAUACCGUGUGGACUACAUUGCUCAGGCUGCUGGUCACCUCGUUGUGCGCCUACCUCGCUACCACUGCCAGCUUAUCCACAUAGAGCUUGUUUGA